Molecule: messenger RNA, 1770 nt
Organism: Recurvomyces mirabilis
Lineage: Eukaryota; Fungi; Ascomycota; Dothideomycetes; Mycosphaerellales; Teratosphaeriaceae
Exons: 4
Coding region: 1-1770 (589 amino acids)
Source: RefSeq, a predicted model, not a curated record
AUGAGAUUGCUUCGACUCACCCAGGACGGCUAUGCUUUUCACGACUUCUUGGAGCCCGAAAAGGUCACCUACGCUAUCUUGUCGCAUAGGUGGUAUGCCGAGGGCAAAGACGUUUUGUUCGACGACAUUGCGAACCAGCACCAACCAUCGCUAGCUUCUAGGCAGGGCUGGAAGAAGUUGAACUACGCUUCUACUCAAGCGGCCAAAGAUGGUAUCGAAUACUUCUGGAUUGAUACUUGCUGUAUUGACCGGAGGAACAGUGCUGAGCUGAGCGAGGCAAUUGAUUCAGUGUACUACUGGUACUCAUCCGCUACAUACUGCUACGUAUAUCUUUGGGACAUCGGUCCAACAUGUCCCGAGUUGGCCGGCCGGUCCAUGAGUACAAUCCAACCAGACCACCACCUGGAAUUGUUUCUCGACAGCGACUGGUUCACGCGCGGAUGGACGCUACAAGAAAUGAUUGCUCCUCCAGAGGUACGCUUCUACGGCGAAGCCUGGAAUCUCAUUGGCACGGCUGAGCAGGCGGCGGUAGCUAUCGCAGCCAAGACUAGAGUUGCUGUCGAAGCUUUAAAAGGAUCCGUCAAUCUUCAUAGGUACUCCAUCGCCCAAAGAAUGUCGUGGGCCGCCAGUCGUACGACCACGCGCGUUGAGGAUCGGGAAUAUAGUCUACUGGGUCUGCUGGGGAUAUCUAUGCCCAUACUGUAUGGCGAAAGGCACAAUGCGUUCAUACGACUUCAAGAGGACAUCAUCAACAACGUUGAUAAGUCGCCUGGUCGUCUACUUGCGGACUCUCAGGCGGACUUUGCCAGUAGCUCGAAUGUAGUCCAGCUAGGGAGAUCACAUUAUGAGAUUGACCGUGGGAUGUUCAACUUGGAUAACCGAGGACCGCAUUGUUCGUUUCCCAUCUUUGAGGCAGCUGAUGGUAGGUUGAUCCUGCAGCUGAAAUGCUGGGAAGACGGCAUGAACAUAGGUCUCAACGUCGCAAUGCGAUCUGCUGCUUCACAGCAACCUACCAACUCGAAGCGUGGCUCCGCCACCAGUAGGAGCAAUGUGCUUGCAGACCUUAAAGCAGCCAGAGUGGCAGAGGAAAGGAGCGUGUUUCUUGCUUUGGCACGUUACCACGCCAAGGACGCACUUGACCCGAGUCGGGGCUACUUACGACUUCAUGAACGCGGAACUCACGCAAGGAUACUGUUAUUCGACAGCAACAGCUUUGGAAAGCACGACGGGUUCCGCAUCAACAGCAGCGGACGCAACCUUUUGAUUGCUCGGCACGUCGAUGACUCCCGCUUCUGUUGGAGUUCGGCAACGCUCCAUGCUCAGCUCUCGGCAAUUUCUGAUGGCAGACCUCAGCUGGUUGCGAUAGAGAGCUAUCCUGGAGACGAGGACCAGAUCAACCGCUCCAAGACAGGCGUCGAGGUUACGACCAAGCCUAUUCCUAUUGCUGUCGGACGGCACUACAUCGGAGCGCUCGCGCUGAGGAUGGAGGGCUCGAAUAAGAUCGUUCACGUGUCGUACAUGAUCCAUCGUAUGCCGCUGCAGCUUGACCAUCGCAGUCUACCUGCCUGGGAGGGCUCGAUGAUGAUGCAACUGUUUGCUAAACCUACACAAACCUUACGAAGAAGUGCAGAGAUGGCGUCAGAAGGUUCUGCUGUGGCUCGGAAGGUCGACGAUUCUUCACAAUCACAGUCACUGGUGUGGACUCGGCGUUCCGUUCUCCACGCCAAGCUUGAGGCCUGUGUUACAAAAGGUCCGGCAAUAUGUUGUUGA